Poecilia latipinna (sailfin molly) is the source of this 1551-nucleotide messenger RNA. It is a transcript of the gene cunh22orf23, whose product is annotated as chromosome unknown C22orf23 homolog. NCBI's taxonomy places the organism in Eukaryota, Metazoa, Chordata, Actinopteri, Cyprinodontiformes, Poeciliidae. The transcript has 7 exons. The record is from RefSeq and is a predicted model, not a curated record. The coding region runs from base 102 to 698 and encodes 198 amino acids.
AUUAACGUCGGACUCUCCUAGUGUUUUGCUGUUGCUAUAGCAACACGGUUUCGCCGACUUACUGAGCGGAGUUCUGGAUUUGCGUGCUUUUAAAACUCAAAAUGGAGAACGUCUUCAUAGGUGCAGGAGGAGGAGGACUGUGGAAUAAUCCCAGACACCCACGGUACAACAAGGAGGCCGAGGAAUUGAAGAGCUUGAGGAAAGAAGAGGCGGACCUUAUAAACAUCAAGAGAAAAGAGAGCAUCAGAUCAGCAACGUCUUUGCCGACUUCUGCUUCAGAAAAAUCUACUGCAAGUAAAUCUGACUAUCAGUGCAAGCCUAGAAGGACUGUGAAACGCAAUGCUGAAGCUUGUCGAGCUGGGAAGAGCUACGAGAGGGAAAUGUUUCACCCUGGCCCCUAUCGAGAUAUGGAUGAUGAGAAGAGGAGGCUUCAGAAUUUCAUGGCAACGGGAAGAUAUGAAGACCCUGGAAUGUCAAUAAAAAAAGCUGAACGUCGCAAACCGGAGGAAGCGCAGAAGCCCGACACCUAUGAGGAAGUUUUAAAUGAAAUAGAAGAAAGGGAACAGUUUCUAGAAGAUAUGGCAGCUUUGGGCCAGGACCAGCAUUCCUUUGUUGUCAAAUCUCAGAUACAACAGAAGCUUCAUGAGCUGGAGGCUUUGGAAAAGGAACGCAAGUCCAAGGAGAACACAGACAAGUGAACAUCACUUCAGGGAUAACGAGCACUGACGAGACAGGUCUGCAAAGAACGGUUCAAACUGCUGUCUGGCUCAUGUUUCAAGUUUAUACGUUAAUGGAAAAAAAAACAAACAAAAAAAAAAAACUGGAUAAAUAAAUUUAUUCUUCACCCUACAUCUGUCAGUACUUUAUUUAAUCCGGCUGCUGUUGCAGAAUACAGUAUAGACGAGAAAGAUGUGUGACAGAAAGCCCUUGGUUUACGCUGGACAAAAAAAAAGAAAAGAAAAAAAAAAUCAGGCACAGAGCAGAGGCAGAGCGAUGACAGAGUGAGGAGCUAAAUGACAAAAACAUGAGCAGAGCAACAACACGCUUUCACAUGAACUCCACAGACCUUCAUCCACAUGCGCAGUUAAAUAAAUGGCACUCAGACAGCAAGAUCAUAAAUACAAUUUCCUAUCAACCUUAAGGCAAUAUACAAACAGCAAGGCUUUGUAAUGUGAAAGUUAUUGAUUGCAUAAAGAAGCCUACAUUAACCCGAUAGUUAAAGCUCCUAUUAAAUGGUAAUUUGCUUAUUGAUAUACUGUCCUUUUCUAUUUAUUGCAUGUGUGACGGAUAAUUAUGAGAACUAUAACAGAGCUACAGGUUAUUUAAAAAAAAAAAAAAAAAAAAAAAAAUUUUUCCCCCCUUUUUUUUUUUCCAAACACACACUUCACAUAAAUACUGUAAGUUUCCAGCACAGGCAAAAACAAAUGACAAGUAUUUCAGAGACACUACAGCAGCUGGAAUUCUUUAGGUAUACUUUGCUGGUUGAGCUUUUCAAUGGAAAAUGCUGCAGUUUAAAGCAAAAACACAAUCAUCCUUAAAAAAAAAAAAAAA